Messenger RNA from Owenia fusiformis, 4111 nucleotides. The record is from the annotation of a GenBank genome assembly. NCBI's taxonomy places the organism in Eukaryota, Metazoa, Annelida, Polychaeta, Sabellida, Oweniidae.
CCGAUGUUCCCCCUGGCAGCCAUCUUACUGAGAAAACCGGUGGAAUGGUCAGUCUAUAAAAAUCAAUAUUCUGCAAACCCUACAAUUCUGUCUGACAAAAAAUUGUCAAGAUGUAUCGUAUGCAGAGAGCUUCGAGUAGCUUGUUGAGCAAUUUAUAUGUGCAGGCAACUGAGACAAACCUCCGUCCCAGCAGACUUUACCGAACAGGGAGAAUCCUAUUCCAGGAGGCUGCACCUGAGGCCACUGUCAAGGGGAUACCAUACAAUAAACUAACAGUUGGUGUACCCAAGGAGAUAUUCCAGAAUGAGCGACGUGUGGCCCUCACCCCACAAGCUGCUGCUGCUAUGAUUAAGAAAGGAUGGAAUGUCAAUGUUGAAGAGGGAGCUGGUGCCGCUGCUAAAUUCACCAGCGCUGACUAUGAAGCAGCUGGUGCUAAAGUUGUUAAAACUGCUGAAGAGGCAUACCAAUCAGACCUUGUGUUCAAAAUCAGAGCACCAACUUUAGAAGAGGUGAAUCUGUUGAAACCGAAGAGUACACUUACAAGUUUCAUAUACCCAGCACAGAACCAGGAGCUUUUAGAUGCUCUAGCCAAAAAGCAAGCAACAGUAUUUGGUAUGGAGUGUGUGCCACGUAUCAGCAGAGCACAAGUGUUUGAUGCUCUUAGUUCAAUGGCAAACAUAUCUGGUUACAAGUCAGUCAUCUUAGCAGCUAAUAACUUUGGCAGGUUUUUCACAGGUCAGAUCACAGCAGCAGGUAAAGUUCCCCCAGCCAAGAUGUUGGUGAUUGGUGGAGGUGUAGCUGGUCUCGCCUGUGUAGGGACUGCCCGAAACAUGGGAGCUAUUGUGCGUGCUUUUGACACUAGGGCUGCAGUCAAAGAACAAGUAGAGUCACUUGGUGGAGAGUUCUUGGAAGUCAAAAUAAAGGAAUCUGGAGAGGGAGGUGGUGGUUAUGCCAAAGAGAUGUCUCCAGAGUUCAUCGCAGCAGAGAUGGAGCUGUUUGCCCAACAAUGCAAGGAUGUGGACAUUGUCAUCACUACUGCCCUCAUCCCAGGAAAACCAGCCCCUAAACUUAUCUCAAAGCAAAUGAUUGAGAGCAUGAAGCCCGGGUCUGUUGUGGUAGAUCUAGCUGCAGAGGCAGGAGGUAAUAUAGAGACUACAAAGCCUGGAGAACUGUAUGUCUACAAUGAUGUCACUCAUAUAGGCUACAGUGACCUGCCUAGUAGACUGCCCACACAAUCCAGUUCCCUUUAUGCCAAUAAUAUCUCAAAACUCAUCAUGUCAUUCGGAGAAAAAGAUCACUUCUAUCUUGACAUGGAGGAUGAAGUGUGCAGAGGGUCAAUCAUUCUUAAAGAGGGUGAGAUGAUGUGGCCGCCACCGAAAGUAGAGCCAUCUCCAGUGGCAGUAGCUAAGGCUGCUGAGGCAGCUGUUGAAAAACCUCCCCCUCCUCCCCCUAAUUAUUUCAAAGAAUACCUGACUGACUCUGGUGUCUAUACAGCCGGUCUUGCUGGAAUGGUCGGACUUGGUAUUGCUGCCCCAAAUGCUGCUUUCGCAACAAUGUUAACAACCUUUGGACUGUCAGGAAUCGUUGGUUACCACACUGUAUGGGGAGUCACCCCAGCCCUCCAUUCUCCACUUAUGUCAGUGACCAAUGCUAUAUCUGGUAUAACCGCUGUUGGAGGCCUCAUGUUGAUGGGAGGGGGAUAUGCACCAAGCAACACAGCUGAGAUACUGGCAACUACUGCAGCAUUCAUAUCAUCAAUUAAUAUCUGUGGCGGUUUUGUUGUCACUCAAAGAAUGUUGGAUAUGUUCAAGAGACCUGAUGACCCCCCAGAGUACAACAAACUCUACAUGUUGCCUGGUGCAGUAUUCCUCGGAGGAUACGGUUACGCUCAACAGUUUGAUUACCCAGAUCUCCACCAGGUGGCAUACCUGUCAGCAGGAUUAUGCUGCGUUGGUGCCCUCUCUGGGUUGUCAUCACAGAAAUCUGCCAGAGUUGGUAAUGCCCUAGGAAUGAUAGGUGUAGGUUCAGGUGUUGCAGUUACUCUAGGCAUGUUGAAGCCAACUCCAGAGCUUCUGGCACAGAUGGGAAUGGCCAUGGGAGCAGGUGGUCUUAUUGGUGCUGUUAUGGCCAAACGCAUGGAGGUCACUGAUCUUCCACAGAUGGUUGCCUUGUUCCACAGUCUGGUAGGAGCAGCUGCUGUGAUCACUUGUGUCGCUAACUUCAUGGUUGAGUACCCCCACAUGGCAGACAACCCUGCUGCUGGCAUGCUUAAGACUGUCAUGUUCCUGGGGACAUACAUUGGUGGAGUUACAUUCACUGGCUCUCUCAUUGCCUUUGGAAAACUACAAGGAACUCUGGACUCAGCCCCUCUUUUACUUCCUGGUCGCCAUGCUCUCAAUCUGGGCCUGCUUGCUGGUAAUGUUGGCGCAAUGGGUUACUUCAUGACCACCCAGGACUAUAAUGCUGGCAUGGCUAUGUUGGGAACAACCACUGCAUUGUCCAGUGUAAUGGGAGUCACUCUUACAGCAGCCAUUGGAGGUGCUGACAUGCCUGUAGUUAUCACAGUACUGAACAGUUACUCAGGAUGGGCCCUCUGUGCUGAAGGUUUCAUGUUGAACAACAGUCUGAUGACCAUAGUAGGAGCUCUCAUUGGCUCUUCUGGAGCUAUCCUGUCUUACAUCAUGUGUAAGGCUAUGAACAGAUCUUUACCUAAUGUUAUUCUUGGUGGAUUUGGUACUUCAAGCACAGGUGGUGGUAAAGCUAUGGAGAUUGUUGGUGAGGCCACAAGAGUUGAUACCACUCAAGUCAUAGACUAUAUCAAGGAUGCUAAGAACAUUAUCAUAACCCCUGGUUAUGGUCUAUGUGUUGCUAAGGCUCAGUACCCUAUUGCUGAGAUGGUGAAAAUUUUGAGAGAGAAGGCAAAUAAGAAUGUCCGAUUUGCAGUCCAUCCAGUUGCAGGACGUAUGCCUGGUCAGUUGAAUGUGUUGCUGGCAGAAGCUGGGGUGCCAUAUGACAUUGUACUAGAGAUGGAUGAGAUAAAUGAUGAUUUCCCCACUACAGAUCUAGUAUUAGUCAUUGGAGCCAACGACACAGUGAAUUCUGCAGCAGAAGAUGACCCUAACUCUAUCAUUGCUGGCAUGCCAGUGUUGAGAGUGUGGAACAGUGAACAGGUUAUUGUAAUGAAGAGAAGUUUGGGUGUAGGAUAUGCAGCUGUUGAUAAUCCAAUAUUCUUCAAAGAAAACACAGGAAUGUACUUAGGAGAUGCCAAGAAAUCAUGCGAUGCACUUGUAGCCCAAGUCAAAGAAUUAUAUGAUUCAUAACGAACAUUUUAACUAGCCAAAUUUUCCAUGCAUAUUAGUGUACAUUUAGUAGGUAAUGCAACUUAUUUAACUGGGCUUAUACACAGUUUUGUCAUCAGUGUUUUCCACUUGAAAAGAGACUUGAUUUUGUAAUAAUGUUGAAGGCAGAAUAUCAUUGACAAGUGCCUGUUACAAUUGGGAAUAAUUUGCAGAAUUAUCUUAAUUGGUUCAUAUCAACUGAUGAAUUUAUUUUCAUCAGAUUCUAACAUAUGUGAAUUAGAAUCAGAAUUUAUUUUACAUGUUUCCGGUGUUGGUAGGAUAAGGAUUUAUUUUGAUUCAAUAUAUAUGUAGAUUCAGUCUAUUAUGGAAGAAAUUAAGAUCUAUGAGAUUCAGCUGUGAGAUUCAAGUAUUUUUAUAGGAACUUAAGAGACCAUUCUUAAAGUGAUGGUAUAAGUGACUGAACUUCCUUUCCUCACAAAUGUGCAUUUUUGAGCCAUUUAUUACUUUCCCUGUGAUGCAAGCAUUGUAUUUCACUGUAGAUGCAAGCAUUGUGUUCCAUUGUGGUGCAAGCAUUGUGUUUAAUGUUGAAGUGUUAUUGUGCAAAUUGUUUCCAUUUCAUACCCCAAUUGACAUGGAUCGAAGUACUACUUGUAUGUGCAUUGCUGUCUCGGAGAGGGUACUUUAUGCACAAAACGCACAAACUAUUGCCAAAAAUUAUGAUUCUCAAUUGUAAGUAAUUUGUUAAUAGAUCCAUAGUACCAAUCAUGCUAUAUACUGUAAUUGAUGUAAAAAAUAAGGUAAUAUUGAUAUUU